Messenger RNA from Striga hermonthica, 3762 nucleotides. NCBI's taxonomy places the organism in Eukaryota, Viridiplantae, Streptophyta, Magnoliopsida, Lamiales, Orobanchaceae. The record is from the annotation of a GenBank genome assembly.
AUGGUUGAUGUUGCUAAUAAAAUGAGCGACGAUACGAAAAAGCCGUUUCUUGGGGAUGGUUUUGAGUGUGUUUCAGAAGAGGAUUGUAAUCCAUUUUCAAGUGCCGGGAUUUGGAGCCACCUGACCUUUAGUUGGCUUAAUCCUCUGUUCAAAAAGGGUCGGAAUGAGAAACUCCAUGUGGAGAAUGUACCACAAAUUCCUCGUUCGGAGGCUGCCGAGGAAGCUUCUUCGUUGCUCGAAGAGUGUCUCAGGAAACAAAGAACUCGCGCUGCAUCUCUGCCGAAAGCUAUACUUGAUGCAAUCGGGAGGCCCCUUCUCAUAAACGGAGUUUUUGCAGGUGUGAACACAGGUGCCUCCUACGUGGGCCCGCUUCUAAUCACGAGCUUUGUCAACUACCUAUCCUCGAAGGACAAGAACGUAAAAUGGCAGCACGGCAUGAUCCUUGCAUCGGUCUUGUUCGCUGCAAAGACGGUAGAAUCACUCUCCCAGAGGCAGUGGUAUUUCGGGGCCCACCGAAUAGGCAUCCAUCUCAGAGCCUCCCUCAUGGCUUUAAUAUACAAAAAGUCUUUGUCCGUCAAGUAUGGCGGCACGAGCAGCGGAAAAAUAAUCAACUACGUGAACGUGGACGUCGAGAGGAUCGGGGACUUCUGUUGGUACUUUCACGGCAUUUGGUUGCUUCCCGUUCAGCUCCUUUUUGCCCUUUUCAUCUUGUACAAUAACUUAGGGGCUGCCCCUUGUUUUGCUGCCCUUUUCACAACUGUGCUGGUGAUGGUAUGCAAUACUCCACUCGCCAACAUGCAGGAGAAGUUCCAAACCCAGAUAAUGGAAGCCAAAGACUCGAGGAUAAAAGCCACUUGCGAGACCCUCAAGAGCAUACGGGUCCUCAAGCUGCAUUCUUGGGAGCCCAUUUUCCUUCAAAAAUUGCUUCGGCUCAGAGAAAACGAAGGGUCCCGGCUCAGGAAGUAUCUCUACACCAGCUCGUGCGUGGCUUUUCUUUUCUGGGCUUCCCCCACAUUGGUAUCUGUUGUCACUUUCAGCGUCUGUGUUGUCUCAGGGAUUCCUUUGACUUCGGGCACAGUCUUGUCUGCUUUAGCCACUUUCCGGAUCCUUCAAGAACCUAUAUACAAUCUCCCAGAGCUUAUAUCCAUGAUUGCUCAGACUAAAGUAUCCAUCGACCGGGUUCAGAAUUUCAUUACUGAGGAAGACCAGAAGAGGUUAGUGCACUAUCAUGCUCCGAGCAUGCCAGGUUUUGUUGCCAUUGAUAUCGAACCCGGUGAGUUUGCGUGGCAUGCGAAGAGACCGACUAUCAAGAUAACCAAGAAAGUCAGAAUCACUAAAGGGAGCAAGGUGGCUAUUUGCGGUUCUGUGGGGUCAGGCAAGACGAGUUUCUUGUGCAGUAUUAUUGGGGAGAUUCCAAGAAUUUCUGGGUCUAGUUCCAAGACGUAUGGAUCGAAAGCUUUUGUGCCACAAAGCGCUUGGAUACAAACGGGCACUGUGAGGGAAAAUAUUCUGUUCGGUAAAGAACUGAAGAGAGAUGUUUAUGAGAGCGUGGUGGAUGCUUGUGCUUUGAACCGUGACUUUGAGAUGUGGGCCGAUGGAGAUUUAUGUGUAGUUGGGGAAAGGGGAAUGAAUUUGAGCGGGGGACAGAAACAAAGAAUUCAAAUGGCGAGGGCAUUGUACAGCGACUCGGAGAAAUGUCUGAUGCAACUCUUGCAUGAUAAGACUGUUGUCUACGUUACUCAUCAGUUGGAGUUCUUAGAUGCCUCUGACUUGGUGUUGGUGAUGAAGGAAGGCAAAAUUAUGGAGGCGGGAAAUUAUCGAGAUUUAAUCUCAAAUCCCGAUAGCGAGCUCGUAAGACAAAUGGAGGCCCAUAGUAGAUCGUUAAAUCAAGUGAACCCUCCAAAGUGUAUAAGCUUACCUAAGAAAAGCUACCACCGAGCUAAGCAGAUAGAAGUAACUGAGGUAAAAUUCGUAGACCUUAGCAGAAGUAACCAACGAAGCCUGCACGAAAAAACCGAAAGCGGUAGAGUUAAAUGGCACGUCUAUGCAACUUUCAUCACCUCUGCUUACAGAGGAGCUCUUGUGCCGAUUAUCUUGUUGUGUCAGAUACUCUUCCAGAUGUUACAGAUGGCAAGCAAUUACUGGAUUGCAUGGGGAUCAGAAAAGGACGAGAGUGUUACGAAAGGGCGUCUGAUCAAGAUAUUUGCUCUGCUUUCCGGCGGAAGCUCGUUUUUUAUCCUGGGAAGAGCAGUUCUACUGUCCACCAUUGCUAUCGAGACAUCUCAGAGACUUUUCCUUGGGAUGAUCAAUUCUGUUUUCCGAGCGCCUUUGUCGUUUUUCGACUCCACGCCUUCAAGCAGAAUUCUUAAUCGGUCAUCGACAGAUCAAAGCAUAGUGGACACGGAUAUUCCUUACCGGUUGGCUGGGUUAGCAUUCGCGCUUAUUCAGCUAUUGAGCAUUGUUGUGCUUAUGUCACAAGUUGCCUGGCAGAUCUUUUUCCUCUUUCUUGUUGUAUUUGCAAUCUCCGUAUGGUAUCAGGCAUACUAUAUCACAACUGCAAGAGAUUUAGCUAGAAUGGUCCCAAUUCAACAAGCUCCAGUUCUCCAUCAUUUUUCGGAAUCCAUCUCUGGGGCCUCAGUAAUUCGGAGCUUCAACCAAGAAGAUCGGUUUCGGAAGAUGAACAUGAAGCUGGUUGAUGAUUACUCAAGAGUAGCCUUUUACAACUCCAGCACCAUGGAGUGGCUCUGUGUCCGCAUCAACUUUCUCUUCAACCUCAUCUUUUUCGCCCUCCUUAUCAUCUUGGUCACCCUUCCGAGCUCCGCCAUCGACUCCAGCUUGGCGGGGUUAGCAGCCACGUACGGGCUGAACUUGAACGUACUCCAGGCAUGGGUAAUAUGGAACCUCUGUAAUGUGGAAAACAAAAUGAUAUCCGUGGAGAGAAUCCUCGAGUUGAGUGGCAUCCCAAGCGAGGCCCCACUGGUGAUAAAAGAUUCUAGACCGGGGCCCGAAUGGCCGGUGCACGGGAGAAUCGAGGUGGAGGAUCUCCACGUGCAGUACAGCCCGGGUCUCCCGAAAGUUCUCAAAGGGAUCACGUGCACUUUUCCCGGGCAUAGCAAAAUCGGGGUCGUGGGAAGGACUGGGAGCGGGAAAUCCACUCUCAUCCAGGCACUCUUCAGAGUGGUCGAGCCUUGCCAAGGACGCAUUUUGAUCGAUGGAGUGGAUAUUGCAAAGCUAGGCCUGCAAGAUUUGAGGUCGAAGCUCAGCAUAAUCCCACAAGAUCCAAUCUUGUUUCAGGGGACAUUGAGAAUGAAUCUUGAUCCUCUCCAACAACAUUCAGAUCAACAGAUAUGGGAGGUUCUACACAAGUGUCAUCUCGCCGAAAACGUGAAGCAAGACGACAGACUUCUCGAUGGGCCAGUUGCUGAAGAUGGAGAAAAUUGGAGUGUGGGGCAAAGGCAGCUCGUGUGUCUAGCUAGAGUGUUGUUACAAAGGAGAAGAAUACUCGUCUUGGAUGAGGCCACCGCUUCAGUAGAUACGGCGACCGAUAAUUUAAUCCAAAAGACGAUAAGAGAAGAGACGAGUGGAUGUACUGUCAUAACAGUUGCCCACCGAAUACCAACUGUAGUUGACAAUGACCUAGUUUUGGUUCUUGGUGAAGGAAAAGUUGUAGAGUAUGAAUCCCCUACUCAGUUGCUCGGGGACAAAAAUUCUGCCUUCUCAAGUUUGGUGAUGGAAUUCUUAAGAAGAUCAUCGUCCUGCUGA